AUGAAUGGCGUUACAGGGUCGAAUGAAAUUUUUUUAAAACGAAAUAUCAUUCGAGCAAAACGAUUUAUCAGACAAAGUUGGACUUAUAGCAGAAUUUAUAACCAAAUUCGUGACGAAUAUGGCAAUUAUAUUAUACCUUAUGUGAUAAGCGGUCCUUAUGGUGCUCAUCAAUAUGCGGUGAUUUAUGGUGCAUUUCAAGCGAUCGCUAGAAAUACUUGCAUAAGAUUUAAGCCAAGGACAUUCGAAACGAAUUUCAUUGAUCUACAAAAUAGAUACGGAGAAGGAUGCUGGUCAUGGAUUGGAAAACGUGGUGGACAAAGUGUGGUGAAACUGGAAUCAAGCAAUCUUCAAAAUUGUGUUAGGCAUCAAACCGUCAUGCAUGAAUUGUUUCAUGCAAUUGGUUUAAGCCAUGAACAUGUUCGAGCAGAUCGCGAUCAAUUCGUUAGAAUAAUUUAUAGUAAUAUUAGGCCAGACUGUUUAUAUAAUUUCGAGAAGAGAAAUUCUCAAACAUUUGGCUUUCCAUAUGAUUAUCAAAGUAUUAUGCAUUACAAUAAAUUUAUGUGCCAAAGGACCAGAGGAGCCAUUACAAUAUCAGCGCCUUAUCAUUUCAUGAACAUAAUCGGUAUCGGAAAUGAUGCAAGCCCAAUUGACUACUACAAAGUAUGCGCACUUUACAAUUGUCAUUAUUGCAUGGGUCAACGUUUUAACCUUGCAGAAGUAGUUAGAGCAGUACAAGCUCGUGCAGUUAGAAUAUGA
Dracunculus medinensis (Guinea worm) is the source of this 756-nucleotide messenger RNA. Lineage: Eukaryota; Metazoa; Nematoda; Chromadorea; Rhabditida; Dracunculidae. The record is from the annotation of a GenBank genome assembly.